Molecule: messenger RNA, 1027 nt
Organism: Liolophura sinensis
Lineage: Eukaryota; Metazoa; Mollusca; Polyplacophora; Chitonida; Chitonidae
Product: GLIPR1-like protein 1
Exons: 9
Coding region: 1-810 (269 amino acids)
Cellular component (GO): extracellular region
Source: RefSeq, a predicted model, not a curated record
AUGGCGCCUUCCAAAUUGACCCCUCAGGAGCAGAAAGUCAUCCUACACAAGCACAACACCUUAAGGGGGUCGGUACAGCCGUCAGGGGCCGACGAAAUACGUCUGGAAUGGGACGACCGUCUCGCGGCAAGAGCCCAAGCUUGGGCGAACAAGUGUACCUUUAAACACGACUUUCUUACUGAUUGUAAAGGGAAUUACAUGGGGCAAAACCUGUACACGGCUUUUGCCGCACACAAUGUCCCGGAUGUUGACCCCCAGGAAGUAGUUCAAGAAUGGUACAACGAGCAGCCAUUUUACCAAUACUCUUCUAACACUUGUCAGGCAGGCAAAGUGUGCGGCCACUACACGCAAGUUGUCUGGGCGAAGACCAGGCUUGUUGGAUGUGGCAUCGCUGCUUGUAAGACUUUGUUCAACCCUGGGUAUAAGAAUCACACCAACGCAGCGUUAGUAGUCUGUAACUACGAUCCGCCAGGAAACUAUAUUGGCGCCCGACCCUACACGUCUGGGUCCUCUUGCUCUCAGUGUAAAGUCAAAGAUGGCGGUUUCAAAUGCGAGAAUAACCUAUGUGUCCCCUGUAUUCCUAAGCUCGACCCGGCAUGUGAAUGCCCAGUGUCCGAGUGUGCAAAUGGUGGUGUCGUCAACAUGGACACGUGUGAGUGUAGCUGCCCGGAUGGUUUUUACGGACAGGACUGUAGCUUGGGUUGUAAGGACAAGUCUACUUUCUGCUCUCACUGGAAAGGCUAUUGUGGCCAAGCAGCUUACAAAGGUUUUAUGAAGUCAAACUGUGCAAAGACUUGUGGACUGUGUUGAAUCAUAUCCAAGUGACAGCUCCACGUCUCAGAUGGAAGCUCAUAACAUAUAUUCAAGGCAUACUCUAAAUUAUUUCUUAGCUUUGCUUUCUCUCUGUCAUCUCAGAGUUUUAAGUCACUCUUUCAGAUUAUUUAUUUGGCGCCUUUGUGCUCAUGUAUGUUUGGUCUAAGAAAAACUCCUCACCAGACUUAUUUUUUUCUGAGGUUUUCAUUUCUUC